UCGUUUAAACAGGCCACCAGCCAGCCACCAGCAACUCUCCUGCUCCUCUCCUCAGUUCUCGCUCACUCUACACCAGUGCUGGAGUAAUACACAAGUAAGCAAAAGCAACCACCAGCAAGUUGACGCACGGGCUUCGGGCAUCGGGCAAUAUCUCCUCCAAAAGCAAUAUGGCGAAGUGUGUCACGAGUACGGUUAGACGUCGUAGUGAUCUUUGAACGAAAUAAAAUAAUAAAUAAAUAUUUAAUACCAGUAAAUAUUAAAAUGAAAGGCUGAGGUAUGGGUUGACUAUUAAGUUUUUUUUUAAAAAUAAUGCGCCGUAAAAAUUAUUUUGUGAUUGACAAGACAGUGCGUUGCAAGUUUAACAUCUCGCUGUUUUUAUUGUGAUUUUCGUUUAUUUUAUAUUCAUCAUAAUUACCAUUAUAAAUAUAUUUAUAUAUUUAUAAUCCGUUAAUAUAUAGAUAUAUAUAUUUCGAUAUCUAUAUUAUAUUUUAUUGAUAUUGUGAGCGUAAUUGAUUGUGUGAAUCAUGGCCACGGAUAAAAUUAAGGUUGCCGUGCGAGUCAGGCCAUUCAAUCGCCGAGAGUUGGAACUUGGGACACAAUGUGUUGUGGAAAUGACUUCACAACAGACUAUUCUACAACAUCCCACGAGUAUGGAUAAAAUUGAAAGAAAUAAACCCAAGACGUUUGCUUUCGAUCACUGCUUCUAUUCAUUGGAUCCUGGUAGUGAAAAUUUUGCCAGCCAAGAUUUUGUAUUUGAUGCUCUCGGACGUGAUAUUUUGGACAAUGCAUUCCAGGGUUACAAUGCCUGCAUUUUUGCUUAUGGACAAACCGGUUCUGGGAAGUCUUACACAAUGAUGGGUAGUGGUGACAACAAAGGCAUAAUCCCGCGACUGUGUGACAACCUCUUCGACAUGAUUGCGAAGCAACAAAGCUCGGAAUUGAGUUACAAGGUCGAGGUCUCGUACAUGGAAAUUUAUAAUGAAAAGGUACACGAUCUACUGGAUCCAAAACCCAACAAGCAAUCCCUCAAAGUCAGGGAGCACAAUGUUUUAGGACCUUACGUUGAUGGAUUGAGUCAACUUGCUGUUACUUCCUAUCAGGAUAUCGACAAUUUAAUGACUGAAGGAAAUAAAUCUCGGACAGUGGCAGCGACAAAUAUGAAUUCCGAGAGCUCACGUUCGCAUGCUGUAUUUUCAGUGAUCCUCACGCAAACAUUGACCGACAUGCGGAGUGGCGUAACCGGUGAAAAGGUGUCACGUAUGAGUUUAGUAGAUUUGGCCGGUAGUGAGAGAGCCGUUAAAACCGGAGCUGUCGGUGAUCGACUUAAAGAAGGCAGUAAUAUUAAUAAAUCAUUAACAACAUUGGGUCUAGUCAUCUCAAAAUUAGCAGAUCAGAAUUCCGGUGGUAAAAAUCGUGAUAAAUUUGUACCCUAUCGUGAUUCUGUUUUAACAUGGCUGUUGAAAGAUAAUUUGGGUGGAAACAGUAAAACCGUAAUGGUGGCCACAAUAUCACCGGCAGCUGAUAAUUAUGAGGAAACAUUAUCAACGCUGCGGUAUGCCGAUCGUGCUAAGAGAAUAGUUAAUCAUGCUGUUGUUAAUGAGGAUCCCAAUGCCAGAAUAAUCCGGGAAUUGCGUCAAGAGGUUGAAGCGCUCAAAGAAAUGCUGCUGCACGCUACUGGUCAGGGUCUGGCGGUUGGUCAGCGACGCACUGACCUGACGGAAAAAAUAUCCGCGUCCGAGCGAUUGAUGAAGGAAAUGUCCCAGACUUGGGAGGAGAAAUUAGUUAAGACUGAACGACUACAGCACGAACGACAGCACGCGCUCGAGAAAAUGGGAAUAAGUGUCCAGGCGUCGGGAAUUCAAGUGGAAAAAAAUAAAUUUUAUCUAGUUAAUUUGAAUGACGACCCCAGUCUCAAUGAGCUCUUGGUUUAUUAUUUAAAGGAAAAGACUUUAGUCGGCGGUAGAUCAGCGACGACAGAACAGGAUAUUCAAUUACACGGGCUGGGUAUUUUACCUGAGCACUGUGUAAUAACUAUCGAGGACUCAGCUCUCUACAUGACACCUCUAAAUGGAGCCAGAUGUUUUGUAAAUGGUAGUCAGGUUGUAGAAAAAACUCCAUUAUUACACGGGGACAGAAUUGUAUGGGGUAAUCACCAUUUCUUCCGAGUAAAUUGUCCUCGCAGUGCGACCGCUAUCAGCAGUGAACCUCAGACACCGGCUCAAAAUAUUGACUACAACUUUGCCAAGGAGGAACUGAUGUUAAAUGAACUUUCAAACGAUCCCAUCCAACGAGCUAUUGCGCGCCUAGAGAGGCAGCACGAAGAAGAUAAACAGGUCGCUCUUGAGAAACAGCGUCUGGAGUACGAACGUCAGUUUCAGCAGCUGCGCAACAUUUUAUCCCCGUCUACUCCCUACUCUCCUUAUGUACCUUAUGACCCACUAAGAGGUAGUCACAGUGGUAAACUACCCGCCUGCACACCAACAACACAAAUGCGAGUUGAAAAGUGGGCCCAGGAACGCGAUGAAAUGUUUAAACGCAGUCUUGGACAAUUAAAAACUGAUAUACUUAAAGCCAACUCAUUAGUACAAGAAGCGAAUUUCCUGGCUGAGGAAAUGGAUAAGCAAACUAAGUUCAGUGUUACCCUACAGAUACCUCCGUAUAAUUUAAGUCCUAAUCGAAAGAGUGUAUUUUUUCAGCGCGGUGCGUUUGUUAGUGAACCGGCGAUUCUGGUAAAACGUGCGAACAUGGGAAGUCAAGUCUGGACGAUGGAGAAGCUGGAGAACAAAUUGAUCGACAUGCGGGACAUGUACGAAGAAAAAAAAUACAACAAUAAUAGUCUGCCGCGAUUGCCAGCAGUAAAAGAUGAAGUGCCGGGAAAAACUCAGGACCCGUUUUACGAAUCACAAGAGAAUCAUAAUCUCAUUGGAGUAGCAAACAUAUUUCUCGAGGUUCUAUUUCACGAUGUGAGGCUUAAUUAUCACACGCCGAUAAUCAGUCAACAGGGAGAAGUCGCUGGUCGGCUUCAGGUUGAGAUAAGCCGAGUAAGUGGACAGUUUCCCCAGGACAGAAUAUGCGAAGCUGCUUCUGAAACCUCUGGCUCGGAUUCAGGUUCAUCUGAGCACGAGGACGACACGGGAACAAGCCAGAUAACGUGUCGCGUGACAAUUAAACAAGCCAGCGGACUCCCACUCUCACUAAGUCACUUUGUCUUCUGUCAAUACACAUUUUGGGGUCAUCCUGAACCAAUUGUCGUACCGCCGGUUGUCAAUCCAGAUUUACCAGCGACCAAUUGCACUACAACCAAUAUUAAUACCACUACCACAACUCCAAAUCAACGUGACUCAAUGACGUUUCAAUUUAAUCACACAAAAGACUUGACCGUACCCGUUAAUGAAGAAUUCAUGGAACAUUGCUCAGAAGGUGCACUAAGUAUUGAAGUCUGGGGACACAGAAGCGCUGGUUUUUCGCGAAGUAAACCCGGAUGGGAAGUAGAACAACAGUUAGCCAAAGCACGGUCCCUCGCUGACCGCUGGUCGGAAUUGACGAGGAAAAUUCAAUUGUGGGUUGAAAUACAAGAGCUGAAUGAACAGGGUGAGUAUUCACCCGUCGAAGUUGUCAUGAAACCCGACGCAAUGACCGGUGGGGUUUAUCAACUACGUCAGGGACAGCAGCGUAGGAUACAAGUACGAGUUAAACCCGUAAAAAAUUCUGGUACGCUGCCCAUAAUAUGUCAGUCUGUGCUAGACAUAGCAGUCGGAAGUGUAUCCGUACGCAACCGCUACCAAGUCCCACUGGACAGUUAUCAAGACGAGGAUUUAAAUGUCCUAAGGGAAAAAUGGAGCGACGCGUUGAUGAGGCGACGGCAGUACCUGGAUCAGCACAUUCAGAAGUUGAUAAACAAAAAAAAUAAAACUGACCAAGAUGGCGAGCGCGAGCAAAGUUUAGUUGACCAGUGGGUUAAUUUAACUGAAGAACGUAAUGCCGUAUUAGUACCAGCAGCAGGUUCUGGUAUACCCGGGGCUCCUGCUGACUGGAACCCACCUCCUGGUAUGGAGCCACACAUUCCCGUACUAUUUCUUGAUCUCAACGCCGACGAUUUGUCGACACACCAGUCUGGUGAAGAAGUUUCCAUUACCGGUUUGAAUUCCAUAAUAUCUAAAGAACAUGGUAAUAAAUUUUUUACACUACCGAUAAUACGUCAUUUAGAAAAAGACGUAUGCGCUAUUGCGGCAUGGGACUCUAGUAUACACGACGACGUUCAUUUAAAUCGCGUUACCGAUACCAAUGAGCGGGUAUUUUUAAUAUUAAAAACAACCGUCCGAUUGUCACAUCCAGCGCAGAUGGACCUCGUGCUGCGGAAAAGACUUGCGCUUAAUAUAUACAAAAGACAAAGCAUUGCUGAUAGAUUAUUUAAGAGAAUCGUACGUACUGACUGUCUGACCCAGACGGGAGUAACUUACGAAGUUGUUUCCAAUAUACCAAAGGCUAGCGAAGAGCUAGAGGACCGCGAAAGCUUGGCGCAGAUUGCCGCCAGUGGCGAAGACAGUGGACUGUGCGAUGGAGAGACUUAUAUUGAAAAAUAUACAAGAGGUGUUUCGGCAGUCGAAAGCAUCUUGACACUAGAUCGAUUGAGACAAAACGUCGCAGUUAAAGAACUACUUCAGGCACAGGGUCAACCAUUGAUGCGCAAGACAGCCAGCGUACCAAACUUUUCGCAGGUACUUCUGCCACUUCGUCGUCUUGGACGCACUAUAAUGAGAUUCGACACCUCCAUGGAAACGCUGAGUGUCACGCGCUCAGAAAGUGUAACUGAUCUCAAUUCGGAGCUUAAUGGCCUACCUCAUCACCCAAGACGGGCGUCAGUUGGACACACGAGAAAUGACGACAGUCUUCUUAACACGACACCAUUGAAACCAUUCGGAAUCGUGACACAAGUACUGCAGCGAAAAGCGAGACCAACUUUUCUGAAUCUCAAUCCAAACAUCUCACUGACACGUGUGCAACAAUCCACCUCUUCCAAGUCAUCACCAAAUAUGACCGGUAAGUUGGGUCUGCGUAUGACGACAUUACAUGAAGAAACGUCACACAGCAAUCAUCCGGUAUCUCCGAUCCAAGAUGACGAUGAAGAGAAAAGUGAUGCUGAUUAUUCUGAGUAUGAAGCAUACAAGGCACCGACAAAGUUUGUGAAACCACUAACAACUUCACGUACACUUGACUCACUAGCAGAGCUUCAAUCAACGAAGAUUAAUACACCGAGUAUGAGUAGCAGUGGUUAUGGAUCUCAAGCCGUAUCAACAACAAAUUUGACCUCCGAUGACUCGAUGUCGAUAAAGUCAAUCAGCGUUGACGAGACACCUGACUUAGAGUAUCGCAAUUUAAUUGACUGCAAAAAACCCGAAAAAAUGGACAGCUCAUUGGUUGAAGAGACACCGGAAGAAUAUUUAGGAGAAAUAAACACCGACCUAGAUAAUUUGACUGUCUCACAACGAAUAGCCGACGACCUGCGACAGACCGAGACAGCGAGACCGGAAAAUCCGGAUAUCAGCAAACGUUUCUCCAACCCGUUCAAUAAAAAUGCCAAUGAAGAAUUAAAUAUGCAAAGCAAUUCGUCGAUUGAUGACAAAGAUCACGAAGAUAAAAGAAAUGAAAUGGAAAUUAGCCAAGGGUCAAGCGACGACAGCCCUCUGGAGGGUAAUUCUAUUGUCAAUACAAAACUUCCACCUGGUAAAGUUGUGCGGAGACGCAAACAAUCGGGUAAUUCUGCCUCGAGAACUUCAAAUAUUAAUAUUAAUAAUAACAAUAAUAAUAAUAGCAGUAAUAAUAAUAAUAAUAAUCAACACCGAGCUUCAUUUCCAAUGGUCCGUCCACACCUCUCGGAAAGUAAAGUCGCAGCACAACUAGAGCAUAUACUCCAGCAACCAGAUAUGGGCUACGAGAAUGGUGACAAUAGUUCGUCAGCAGAACGUAUCGACGACGAUAUGAGCGAUAAAAAUUCAGGAUUCGGUUCACGACACGAUUUAACGAGAAUAGAACCUCCUCUGGCUGACUGGGUGGUAGUUGGCGAGUCCGUUAUGGUGAGACCUUACAGUUAUUGCGGCGUUAUUGCAUAUAUUGGACCCACGGAAUUUGCAUCUGGCACUUGGAUUGGUGUCGAGCUUGAUGCUCCAACCGGUAAAAAUGAUGGUGCUGUUAACGGGCAACGUUAUUUCACAUGUAGACCCAAAUGUGGAAUAUUUGUUAAAGUAGAUAAAUUAAUUCAAGACCGAAGAGGUAGAGCUUUGAGAAGUUUUACUAAACAGGAAGUAGCACCACCUCCAUCAUCUACUAUGCGCAGAAGUGUCAGUCGAGGUGAAGGUUUACAUUCAUUGCAUCGAAGCCGGAGUCGCGGUGAAGGCCUUUCAACAACCGGUACUCGAUAUCCAUCGCGUGGAAAAUGAGCCCACUUGGUAUAAAUAAAAAUCAUCCAUAAUAAAGUAUACAAUACAAUAAAACAAUAUCUUACAAUUAGUUGCUACAUGCCUACACUAUAUGUAGCGGCGGUGUUUUCAGUCCUCUAGUAUAAUAAAUAGAGCAGCUAAUUGAUUACGAUUAUCAUUAAAAUAUUGUCAUAAAAAUUUAUCAGUACAGUAAAAAAUUACUUUGAGCAUUAGUACAUUUAUUUAAAACCAUUCGACGCAAUCGAACUAAAUAAUUGUUUAAUAAAAGACGUCGCCAGUCAGGCAUAUUUAUUCUCACUAGAAGUAGAAAAAAAAAAUUAACAUUGAAAAAUAUUUAAAAGUGAAAAAUAAUUUUAAGCAUUCCAUAGAAUUUAUUUUAUUAAUUUAAAUCCAUCUCUUUAUUUCAUAUAUAUAUUUCAUGUUAAUUGUUUUCUUUAAUCGUUCACGUUAUUUUAAAUAAUUGGACAUUCAAAUGUCCCGCGCCUAAAUUUAAAUUUUACAAUAAACUAAUUUGUAAUAAAAAAAUAUAAAUAAUGAUUUUACUUAAAAUACAAAAACAAUAAAAAAAAAAUAGCGCGAUAAAGACAAGUCGGUAAUAAAAAAAUCGACGUCAUUUCUCACACGAUUACUUUCCAAAAUUACUUAUAUGGUAAUUUAAUCCACAGGAAAAGUGUCGUAAUUUAUUAAAAUAAUAAUUAAUCACCAUCUUAACAAUUACCCAUUAAAAAAAAAUAAUAAAUAAUUAUAAUUAUUAAUGAAUUAAUUAUCUACGUGUGUAGAUUAUUUAAAAAAGAUUUUAUAUGUAUACAGUUGUUUAAUAUUGUAUUUUUUUAGCGCGACCUGUUCCUUAUUAUUAUUAUUUUUUUUUUUAAUUAAUUAAAUUAAUUUAAUUAUUAUUAUUUUUAAUUAUUAUUGUACCAUACAGUUGACACUAUUAUUUUUUUAUGUUACUACAUGAGUACGGUUUUUAUUUAUAAAUAAAAAAAAUAAAUAAAUAAACUAAUAAUAAUAAAUAAUUACAUAAAUUAAAAUGUCGAAUGCUUGGGUGUAUUCCGACGGCUUUUAAGUGUUUGUUAAUAUAAUUAUAAUUAUUGUUUUAAUUAAAAAAAAAUAUGAAUUAUAUAAAUUAAAACUACAAGGAAAUAUAAUUUAAGUUUAAUAAUUAAGUAAUUAAAAAAAAUGUGCAGUAGGGAUGCAAUAUUAGUAAAUUAAGUUUAGCCAUUAGGGAUUAAUAAAUUACUUGCUUAAUUGAAUAUAUAUUUGUGUAAUUAUUAUUAUUAUUACUAUAAAUAAUUCAUUAAUUAAUUAAUUAUUAUUGAUUGUAUUUAAAAAAAAAAAGAAAACUGUGACCGCUCUAAAUUAUCGGUAUUUAUUUACUCUGUUUAUUUUAUUAAUAUUUUAUUUUAAAUAUUAUAAUUAUUAAUUAUUUAUAAUUAAUUUGGCUCAUGGAUUCCUAGUCUUUUAAGUAAUAAAAAAUAAUUCAAUUAAAUAAUUAUAAUUAUAAUUAAAAAUAUAAUUAAAAUACUGAAAUCCUCUUGUGAAGCAAAAUCAAAUUUAAAAAAAAAAAGGACUAAGAAUAUUUUUUUUGAAAUUUUCUGAGAGGUAAAUGUGUGAAAUAACAAUACGAGUAAACAUAAAUUUAAAAUGCUUACACUUAAGAUUUAAGUGAAAAUAUAAAUUUGUCCAUAUUGUGAAAAACAAAACUAUUCCUGUCCAUUUAGAACAAUACUAAUUAUUAAUAUAUACAUAUAUAUAUAUUAUCAUUAUUAAUUAAUAAACAAUUAUAUUUAAUAUUUAUUGAAUAAAAUAAUCGUCUUGAUCGUGACAUUUUCAUUUUAAAUUUAUUUAUAAAUAAAUAAAU
Messenger RNA from Microplitis mediator, 8298 nucleotides. RefSeq names its product kinesin-like protein KIF13B (gene Khc-73). Gene Ontology annotation, molecular function: microtubule motor activity; microtubule binding; ATP binding. The transcript is spliced from 17 exons. The record is from RefSeq and is a predicted model, not a curated record. Gene Ontology annotation, biological process: microtubule-based movement; cytoskeleton-dependent intracellular transport. NCBI's taxonomy places the organism in Eukaryota, Metazoa, Arthropoda, Insecta, Hymenoptera, Braconidae. The coding region runs from base 525 to 6437 and encodes 1970 amino acids. Gene Ontology annotation, cellular component: kinesin complex; microtubule.